Molecule: messenger RNA, 648 nt
Organism: Caenorhabditis elegans
Lineage: Eukaryota; Metazoa; Nematoda; Chromadorea; Rhabditida; Rhabditidae
Gene: F09C6.10
Exons: 3
Coding region: 19-480 (153 amino acids)
Source: RefSeq, marked reviewed
AUCGUCAGAUCAUUCAACAUGGUUUGGAAAAUUCUGAUUUCUUCAAUGUUCAUUGCACAAUAUGCGGUCAUGGCAUCUGAUGAUUUACCUACAUCCACAGGAAUACCAACCGAAAUGAGAGCUUGUCAAAGUAAAUGUGGAGUACCCUUGGAAAUCAGAAUGAAACCUACUAAACCCGGAUGCAAAAAAUGGAACGAAUGUGACGAUAAUGAAAAACAAUGUGCCAGUGGACCGAAAUUACAAAUUAUUUACACUAACAAUGUGUGUAACCAAUUUGUAAAUAUCUGUGAGAAUAGAGAAUAUGCUAAUUGGAACAUGCAAAAAUGUGGAAUCCCCCAUGUUGUCAGCAAAAAUCCCACUCCAGAAGCGUGCGAAAAAUGGAACAAAUGUUCUGGAAAGCAAAAGGAAUGUGCUGCUCAUGGAAGAGAUGACUACUUGUACGCUGAUAAAGCGUGUAGCAAGUAUCCAACUUCUGGUUAAAUGUUAAAUUUUGUCCUUAUUUGCUUCACCUUGCAUUUAAUCAGUAAACGCUUUACGAACCAACCUAAUAGUUAAUGAAACAUGUACUUGAAAAUUUCAGUACAUUUUUCACUACAUUAGAGACCUGUAAAAUUGUUUUCAAAUAAAAUAAAAUUUUCAAAAUUUAUU